UUUGUUUUUGUUUUUUAAAUACACUUCAGGAGAAUAAGAAGAUGACUAAUGGAUAUUUCCAUAAUGAAAAUCUAAAAGCUGUUGUGGGUAACUUAUUUGCUGCUGGUACAGAAACGACUGCAACAACACUGCGCUGGGCCAUACUCCUGAUGAUGAAGUACCCGGAAAUUCAGCGGAAGGUCCAAGAAGAAAUUGCAAAAGUGAUUGGAGAUCUCCAGCCAAGGACAGAACACCGAGCAGAAAUGCCUUACACCGAUGCAGUAAUUCAUGAAGUUCAAAGGUUUGCUAAUAUUAUUCCAACCAAUUUGCCACAUGCAACCACCAUGGACAUAACUUUCAAAGGCUUCUUCAUUCCCAAGGGUAUGCAGAUUGUUCCAUUGCUGUCAUCAGUGCUCCAUGAUGAAUCUCAGUGGGAGAAACCUCAUGAAUUCUAUCCUGAGCAUUUUCUCGAUUCUGAAGGGAAAUUUGUGAAAAAAGAUGCAUUCCUGCCUUUCUCUGCAGGUCGGAGAGUGUGCGCUGGUGAGAACCUUGCCAAAAUGGAGCUCUUCCUCUUCUUUACAAGCCUCCUGCAGAGAUUUGCCAUCCAGCCACCCCCAGGAACAUCUAAAGAUGACCUGGACCUAACCCCUGUGGUUGGAUUUACAACCCCUCCUAUGCCCUACAAGACCUGUGCCAUACCACGUUCAUAAGACACAAGACGUUGAUAACAGCCCUUUUCUCAGCCUUUUUUUUUUUUUUAUCUGCACUCAGUCGUUACCGACUCUGCAAUGACUGCUUUGGACAAGUCCUU
Messenger RNA from Python bivittatus (Burmese python), 790 nucleotides. Lineage: Eukaryota; Metazoa; Chordata; Lepidosauria; Squamata; Pythonidae. The record is from RefSeq and is a predicted model, not a curated record.